Phlebotomus papatasi is the source of this 1202-nucleotide messenger RNA. It is a transcript of the gene koko, whose product is annotated as cyclin-Q. Gene Ontology annotation, biological process: regulation of transcription by RNA polymerase II. The transcript has 3 exons. Gene Ontology annotation, cellular component: nucleus. NCBI's taxonomy places the organism in Eukaryota, Metazoa, Arthropoda, Insecta, Diptera, Psychodidae. The record is from RefSeq and is a predicted model, not a curated record. Bases 181 to 957 code for a protein of 258 amino acids. Gene Ontology annotation, molecular function: cyclin-dependent protein serine/threonine kinase regulator activity.
GCAUCGGCUUGUGGAGUAGACAGGUUGGUUUAUAUCUCCUCCUCUAAUGCCCUCAUUUUAGUGUAUUUUUCGAGUGUUUACAGAAGAAAUUGCGAGAAUUUGUGACUAAUAAUCCUCAGAGUUGUGAGGAAAGGUGAGAAAAUUUGUUGAGACGCCACGCGAACGAAGGAAGAGACGAGAAUGAAGGACGUUGUGAUUGACCUGCAUGUGAGGGAAUCGAACAAAGGACCUCGAAAUGGGGUAACGGACUAUCGUAAAUCGAAGGAGAUUGGCCUACCUGUGCGUUUUUUGUUCGAAUGCAGCAUCAAGCUCAAUCAGAAGCCUCUCACUUCAGCCAUGGCAGCCAUCAUCUUCCAUCGUUUCUUCAAGGAAACCGACAAGACCAACUACGAUGAGUUCCUGAUUGCCGCUUCAUCUCUCUAUCUGGCUGGGAAGCUCAAGGAUGAUCCUGUAAAGAUCAGGGAUGUCAUCAAUGUUACCCACAAUACGCUCAAUCGAGGCACAGCUCCAUUGGAUCUCGAUGACGAAUACUGGGCCAUGAGAGAUGCCAUCGUCCAGGCUGAACUUCUCAUUACGCGCAUGCUUAAAUUUGAUCUGUCCACCGUGCAGCAUCCCCAUAAGUACAUGUUGCACUACAUGAAGUCCCUUCAGGGAUGGCUGGGAACACCACUCUGGAAUUCAACGCCCAUUGCCAAGACAGCAGCUGCCUUCCUCCAGGACUUCCAUCACAGUCCCGAAAUCCUCAACUACAAGUCAUCACAUAUUGCCAUCUGCUGCCUCUCCCUCGCCAUGCAGACUUAUGGAGUUCAGGUGCCACUUACAAAUGAGAGUGACGAGAAUACUCAUUGGUAUCGUGCUUUUGUAACUGAUCUGACCAAGGCACAGCAUUGGGAACUCUGUGAGAAGAUCCUGAAGAUCUAUGAGACAGCACGCGAUGAACAUAAAUAUUUCAAUUGAUAUUUUUUUGUGUGUGACCAGAGAGACCAUUCCAAUCUCAGAAUCCCCUUCAGUAAGCAUAUCAAUGCGCGUCCCCUCUGAGCUAAACUUCCCACGGUGGAUGACCAAUAUUAACCAUGUGGAAGGAAGGUAAGAUAACAAAUUUUCUCAACUCUCUCCUCCAGCUUUUUUUUUAUUAUUAUACCGUAUUUUUCUCUAAAUAAAAUACCCUAAAAAUUGUAUUAACAAAAUACAAAUGAGGCAAA